AUGAAGCCACAGUUCCACGCCCUCAUUCUGGGCACCAUCUUCUUCUGGGGUGCCGGCCUUGUUGCCGUCCUUGGUACAUUUGCCUUUAACCUCAAGAACAGGUCGUGCGAUGGUGGGCUGGUCCGCACUCUCAUCAUCACUCUCACCUUCUGCAUGUGGAUCUUGACAGCGGUAGUCGGUGUGGUGGUGGCGGCAGUGACUCGUGCCGCGUCGUCGAAGGCAGGGACGGUCGGAGAUGGUUCGACCACCCAUUUUGGCUUCCGGGACGUGCCUGUGGAUGAGAAGAAGGCCUUGGUUGGCGAGGUCUUUUCCAAUGUGGCUGAUAUGUACGAUGUGAUGAACGAUCUCAUGUCUGCCGGAGUUCAUCGGGUGUGGAAGGACCAGUUUGUCCGGGCCCUCGAUCCGACGCCCGGCAUGCGUAUGCUCGACGUGGCCGGCGGGACGGGCGACAUUGCCUUCCGCUGCCUCGACCACGCCGGGCGCAAGCCGGCAGGUGCUGCCACGGCUCCGGCCAAGGUCACCGUCUGCGACAUCAACGAGGGCAUGCUCGGCGUCGGUCGCGAGCGGGCUGCCGCCGACGGCCGCGAUCCGGCCGGCCUUGAGUGGGUCCAGGGCGAUGCCGAGGCGCUGCCGUUUGAAGACAAUACGUUUGACUCAUACACCAUCUCGUUUGGCAUCCGCAACACGACUGACGUUGCUGCUGCCCUUCGCGAGUCGUAUCGGGUCCUUCGCCCGGGCGGCCGUUUCCUCUGCCUCGAGUUCUCCCGCGUCGCCCUCCCUGUCCUCUCGCAGGCCUACGAUGCGUACUCGUUCCAGCUCAUCCCACUGCUGGGCGAGCUGGUGGCCAACGACCGCGACUCGUACCAGUACCUCGUCGAGUCCAUCCGCCAGUUCCCGGACCAGGAGACGUUCAAGGCCAUGAUCGACGACGCCGGCUUCCGCGCCGUCUCUUACUCGAACCUCUCGUUUGGCAUCGCCGCCAUGCACUCGGGCUUCAAGCUAUACAAGGUACAGCUGAGGACCGAGCAACAAGUGAGGAUGUCGCGCAAGGGCGGUGAGUCAUACUGGAUUGGCGGGGUCAACGUCAAGUUCCCCUUCAAGGCCUACCCCUCGCAAAUGGCCAUGAUGGCCAAGGUGAUCAAGGCCGUGGCGGAGAAGAAGAAUGCCCUCCUCGAGUCGCCCACCGGCUCAGGCAAGUCGCUCGCCCUCCUCUGCUCAACGCUUGCUUGGCAGCGUGAGGUUCUCACCCGCCGGGCUGCCGCUCGCCGUCGCCUCCGUGAGUACCGCCUGGCCCAGACCGUGCGGAUGGCCAAGUCGGCGGUGGCCCACGACGAGCUGCACAAUUCACGUCGCCGGCCUACCGGCCCGCAUCCGCCGCCGCCGCCCGGUCCGUCCAAGCUCGUCGAUCUUCUGGAGCCAUCAGCCAAGGAGCCACUGCCGGGUGAUGACGGCGAUGGUGACGCAACGCCUCAGCCGGGAGGCGGUCCGCUGCCGGCGCAGCCGCCGCCGGGCUUGGGCGACAAUCAGGCGACGGCGAUGGUCGCGUCUGCCGAGCCGCAGCCUGGACGAACGACGAUGCUGUCGUCAGACGAUGACUUUAUGCCCGGCCCGGCACCCCCGCCGCUCCCGCCUAGCCCGCCUGUGGAGGCCAAGCCGCGGGCGUCGACGCCGCCGCCGGGCCCGCCGGCCAAGAGGGCCAAGCUGCUCUCUGGGAGCUUCAAAGGCAAGGGCAAGGUGUCCAAUAGCGCAAGCGAGUCCCGGGGCGAAGAUGCGAUGUUUGACUCGGGUGAUGCAGAAGCGGACAAGCAGGCGCGAGCCGACGCCGCCGAGCUCGCGCAGGACCCGCCGCGGAUCUACUUUGCGUCGCGGACCCACUCGCAGGUGCAUCAAAUUGUGGGCGAGCUGCGGGCGACGGCGUACCGGCCGCGGAUGGCGAUUCUGGCCUCGCGCGAGCAGUACUGCAUCCAUCCGCGGGUCUCCAAGUCUGCCCGACGCAACGACGAGUGCAAGGCCCUGCUCGAGCACGCAGGCUGCGGGUUCAACCACAAUGUGCAGCGGCUGGCGAGCGACCCAGUGUUCUCGACCAAGGUGUGGGACAUCGAGAACCUGGUGUCGGCCGGUCGGCGCAAGCGCGGGUGUCCGUACUUUGCGUCCAAGAACCUGGCUGAGACGGCUGACAUUGUGUUCUGCCCAUACAACUACCUCGUUGAUCCACUAGUCCGCGGCUCGAUGUCGAUCGCGCUCUCCAACGCUAUUGUCAUCCUCGAUGAGGCCCACAACAUCGAGGACUCGUGCCGUGACGCCGGCUCGGCGCAGCUCACGCUCGACUCGCUUGAUCACGCGCAGAAAGAUCUCGACGCAGGACGCAAGACGUCUGACACAGCGCGCGCUGCGUACGAGCCGUUGCUGGUUGUCAUCGACGCCGUUCUAGGCUGGCUCCGCAACACGGCGGCGUCGUCGCUGCGCGGCGUCGAAUAUGAGGUAGAGGAGUCCCCGGAGCUCGCCGGCCGCUCGCUCCUUGCGGCGCUGGAGCAAAUGGGACUCACGCCGUCGUCGCUCGUUGUCGUCCGAGCCGCCCUCAAGUCGGCCAACGACAUCCGGCAAGAAAAGUCGAAGCGCGACUCGGCUGAGGGCGGGCCGCGCGAUGACGACAACACCCAUGUCCUCACCGCAGAGACCUUUGUUGUCCUGGAGACGCUGCUGUUUGUGGUCGACAUUUGCGUCCGCGACGACGGCGUGCACGCUGCCGACUAUGUCAUGCUGGUGCGCAAGGUGCGCAAGGCGCAAUUUGGGCGCGGGCGCGGCGGGCGCGGCGGCGGGCGCGGCGGACGUGGUGGACGCGGCGGCGGGCACAUGGACUCGGGUCUCUUUUCGACGCCGAACCGGCAUCGGCAGCGGCGGGGCGCUCGUUCGGCACAGCGCGCGUUUGCGUCGUCACCACUGUCGGCGGUGACGGUUGGUAGCGGGCACGGUGGGGCGAGCCCAGGCAGCAGCGGGAACCAAGGUGGAAGCGGCCCUAGCCGCAGCGCAGGCGAGACCGGGUUCGAAACUUCGCUCAACUUUUGGUGCAUGAACCCGGGCAUUGUGUUCAACUCGCUUGCUGGUGAGUCGCGGUCGGUCAUCCUCACCUCUGGCACGCUCUCGCCGCUCGACUCGUUCGAGUCUGAGCUGAUGGCGCCAUUUCCGAUUGUGCUCGAGGCUGGGCAUGUAAUCGACAUGGAGAAGCAGGUGUUUGUGACGCCACUGGUCCAGGCGCCGUCUGGCUACACGCUCAACUCGACGUGGAAGCACUCGAACACGCUCGAGUUCCAGGACCAGCUCGGCGAGACGGUCAAGGCGCUGGCGCACAUUGUGCCGCACGGAAUGCUUGUUUUUGUCACGUCGUACACGCUGCUGGACAAGCUCGUGAAGCGGUGGAAGGAGACCGGGCUAUACGCACAGCUCUCGCAGCUGAAGCGUGUGGUGCAGGAGCCUCGGGCCAAGGCCGACUUUGAAGGUACCAUGGCCAAGUUCUACGCAGCGAUCAAGGGCUCCAAGGCGUCGCCGCCGACGAUCGGCGGGGCGGUGCUGCUUGCGGUCUACCGUGGCAAGGUCUCCGAGGGCAUCGACUUUUCCGAUGACAACGCGCGGUCGGUGCUUUGCGUUGGCAUCCCGUACCCCAACAUCAAGGACCGCAAGAUCACCAUCAAGCGGCGAUACAACGACACACACUCGACGAGCCGCGGACUGCUGCCGGGCUCCAAGUGGUACACGCUGCAGGCGUUCCGAGCCCUCAACCAGGCGCUCGGCCGGUGCAUCCGCCACCGCAACGACUACGGCUCGAUCCUGCUGGUCGACGAGCGGUUCGCACGGUCCUCGAUCGCACCGUCGCUCUCCAAGUGGGUCCGCACUGCCAUCCAAUCGUUCCCCAAUCCGCAAGCCUUUGGCCAGGCGCUGCACAACUUUCAUUCGGCAGCCGCCGAGGCCGCUGAGCAGCGGGCGGCGGCGGCGUCGGGCAAGCCCGCGGUGGUGCUCGAGCUCGACGGCGAUGACGAGAGCGGGCCAGCCGGCGCGCCGAGCGACGCUACUUGCAGUGCAGGGCUCGACGAUGAGGAAGCCAAGGACGUGAUCGAGCUCGGAUGCCGGGCGUGUGGGCAGAUUGUGACGACCGGCAAAGUUCCGCGCGGAUCGGCCACCGAGUCGGAGCUCCGGGCCCACGGGUGGCAGCUGCGGCCCUCUGUGCCGGACGCGGAGUGA
Messenger RNA from Thecamonas trahens ATCC 50062, 4236 nucleotides. RefSeq lists its product as uncharacterized. Gene Ontology annotation, molecular function: ATP binding; DNA binding; DNA helicase activity. Gene Ontology annotation, biological process: nucleotide-excision repair; double-strand break repair involved in meiotic recombination. Gene Ontology annotation, cellular component: nucleus. Bases 1 to 4236 code for a protein of 1411 amino acids. Lineage: Eukaryota; Apusomonadida; Apusomonadidae. The record is from RefSeq and is a predicted model, not a curated record. The transcript has 5 exons.